Messenger RNA from Mugil cephalus (flathead mullet), 873 nucleotides. It is a transcript of the gene mrps11, whose product is annotated as mitochondrial ribosomal protein S11. Gene Ontology annotation, molecular function: small ribosomal subunit rRNA binding; structural constituent of ribosome; mRNA 5'-UTR binding. NCBI's taxonomy places the organism in Eukaryota, Metazoa, Chordata, Actinopteri, Mugiliformes, Mugilidae. The coding region runs from base 91 to 681 and encodes 196 amino acids. The transcript has 6 exons. The record is from RefSeq and is a predicted model, not a curated record. Gene Ontology annotation, biological process: maturation of SSU-rRNA from tricistronic rRNA transcript (SSU-rRNA, 5.8S rRNA, LSU-rRNA); translation; ribosomal small subunit assembly. Gene Ontology annotation, cellular component: ribosome; mitochondrial small ribosomal subunit.
CGUGUUGUUGGUCUGAUCUGGUUUAGCAGCCCCUUCAAUGUCACGUUUGUUGUGUGUGAAAUUAUUCAACGUCUUACUGCGAAUGUGUCUAUGAACGUAUCAAAAAUGUAUAAAUUCAGCUGUAUAUUUGUUAAUUCCGCGAGUUCCGUAUGCAGACAGCUGACCUCCUCCCUAAAUGUAAAAGGAGCCUCUCUAUUUGGAAGCGGUGGGCUACAGAGAACACUGUGUAGCAGUGCUGUCAGACACCAGGAGACCUCAACAUCAAAUAAAGACUUCAGCCAAUUACCUCCCCUGCCUGGUGAGGACAGUCCACUGAGGUGGGAUGGGAAAAAGUUUGAAGAGUUGCCCAUUGCUCACAUCAAAGCCACGUACAACAACACACACAUUCAGGUGGUGGACAGCGGGGGACAGUCCAUGGUGAGGACGUCCUGCGGCACAGAAGGCUUCAAGAACAUCAAGAAAUCGACGCCAGUCGCGGCUCAGACUGCCGGUAUCUCUGCUGCUGCUAAAGCAACGGGGAAGGGAGUUAAGUUCGUUCGUGUGAUGGUCAAAGGUCUUGGUCCUGGACGUCUGUCUGCAGUCAAAGGCUUGACGAUGGGAGGCCUGGAGGUGGUAUCUAUCACCGACAACACCCCCGUCCCACACAACGGAUGCCGCCCACGUAAAGCCAGAAGGAUGUAGCACCUUAACUCACCGCGACAGGAGGAGGCUGUUGCGUGCUAAUGAAAGUGUUUUGUUUUGUGUAACUCUCCCCAGCUCUGAGCUGACCUUGCAUAACGUGUUUUGGAGAAAUAAUUGCUGAUGGUGUUGUUUAUGAGCAGAGAACAGGUGUUUUGUUUGUUGGCACAUAAAUAAACUGUUGGUCUCACUGCA